CAAAUUCACCAGUGUUAAAAUUGCAGUGUUACUUACUUUUAGAGUUGAGUGUUAAGGUUGUGGAGUUAAAUUGGGUUGGAAUGACACUGCAUGGUGUCAGUUUAAUAUUGAACACAGAGUAACAUUGCAGAGUUCACCAGCCUAACACCCAAGAUCGUUAAUCACUUCAUCCGGGAUAUUAGAGGCUCUCAAUGAGGUUAAAUUUUCUUCACUAACGCCAUUUUGUCUUGGCGCCAAGCAGUGCCAGCAGGGUAUAUUCUGAGGCAUUAUGAUUUUAAAAGUACAGUACAAAAACCACAGAAAGUACAUCAAGAUUGGAGAGGCUUCUUUUGAAGUUUUCAUCACAGAAGUUAAAGAGAAAUUUUCCAUACCCCUCGAUACACUGCUAAAAGUGACCGAUGAGACUGGGACAGAGGUGGAUCAAGAUGUGUUUGCUGAUCUCACAACCUCAAAAGACAUCUGCUUUAUCAUUGAGAAUGAGUGUGAUUCCUCCUACUCAAACCUGUCCUCACCAAGCUUGACUGACACAAUAUCAAUGUCAUCGUCAAGCAAAGAAAGUGACAGUGAUGGCUUCAACCCAUUUAAACGAAUUAGAAGAGAAGAGGCAUUGCAGGAUUCAGCAGCCAAAGAUCUGAUAAAAGAGAUUCUUCUCUCAAAACCGGGAGGGACAGCGGUACUUAAAGAAUAUGAGGAUACAGGAACAAUUUGUGACAGCUCAAGGAGGCAGAUGGUUAAUAUCCUUGCUGCUCAUAUGACCGAAACUGAGGGGCGAAUCCCACAACGAAUUACAAAGGAGAAGUAUGCUCUUGGAAUAAUCUCAUUGUUUCCUUCCCUUAAAGAUCCACUUUCUCCCAAAGGAUAUGAGCAUUUUUAUGAUAGUCAGAGUGGGUCUGGCUUUCUGGCAUGGCGUCUAAAAACUAUUCAGCGGAAGACAAAGCUUGCUGUGAAUUCUGAUGCCCCAAAAACGGGAACUACUGGAGGUCCAACACUUGGGAGAACCAUCAGCCACCUUGACAACCAACCACCUGAAGAGUCCUGCAAAGAGGCCGUAGCACUAAUGAACCAUACCAGUGACAAAGGGACCAUACUGCUGAAAAUGCGCGAAACGUUUGAAUACAGGCAGCGGCUUGUCCAUAAUCCUGAGACGGCAUCUACAGUCCUCUCUGUAUUCCCCCGACUGUUGGACACAAAAGGAUUGAUACUUCAAGAUUUUAGCCUUCUUUUUGGCCCUGAAACAGCAGCGAGAUUACUGGAGAAGUGGCCCAGUUCUUACAAAGCCAAGGUGAUAAAAGAAGCAGAGGCACUCACAUCCACACCCUUCCUACAACGACUGCUGAAAUCAGCCAGGGACCAGCAAGGACAGCUGUCAUCAGAUGACCCUGCAGAGUGGGACAGCGAUAUGGCAUCACUCCUCCUUUUGUUGCACAUCCUGCCACCCCAGUCUCCUGGCAGGAAGAAAGCUCAGAAGAUCAGUGUGCGCCAAGCUACGGACCAUCUUGUGAUGUUUCACAAAUCUUGCAGGAGCCUGGACGAGCACAUGGAAAUGGAUGGGCCACGGCAGCCAUACCUCCUUGCUUCUGGAACCACUAAACAAGCAAUCAGCAACUUCUACAUCGUCAUGGACAAGAAGCUCAUUCCUUGCCAGGGAAAGACCUCAUUGGCAGCAUUUGAUGAGCUCUUCAAGGUUCACUUUGUUUUCGGUGUAAACUAUGAUGAAUCCCUGAGCAGCAUGUACACGUUUCUCCAGACAACAGUGUACAGUAUUGAUGUAGGCAUCACAAAAGAGAGUCCAAAAGUCAAAGAACUCCGAGCAAAGUUUCUGAAUAAUGUUUAGAUGUUACAUUUGCAGGUCAUUGCAUGAUACACCUGGCACAUUGAUUCGGCAUUUAAAGUUGUUGCAUGGUUUAUAUCCAGGAAAGAAAUUUUGGCUGAUAUGUGCUCAGGGUAGUUGUUCUUUGCAGUUCAAAAGUUUUGCAGGUUUUAGAAAGCACCUGACAGUUGUUCAUAACCGAGAUAUUGUUGAAGCCACAUCUAGCAGUAGUGCCUCAGUGUCUGCAGCCAUGCCUUCAAAUGUAGACUUUGCAUCUCAAGCUGGUAAUCCUGAGGCAAUUACAGAUUUAUCAAAUCCACCUGAAACUCAUCAGACGUCCACUGAAAUGUGUGCGUCUGUAAUUGCCAAGCUACAGGGUAGUGGUGUUGCAAACAAUGUAAUUUUGUCUGUGGUGGAAAUAUGGAAGAACUUGUGAAUGAAGUCCACACAACCAUUAAAAGUCAAGUUUUAAAUGUAGUGCCCCCAGAAAACUCCAGUAGAGAAGCAGUAGAAAAUGUGUUUGAAAAUCUACACAAUCCAUUCAGUGAUUUAAACACGGAUGCUAAAUGGAGGAAAUACUUUAGAGAGAAAUGGGGUGUAGUAGAACCUAUUGAAAUACGUUUAGGUGUAAGAUUUGAUUCAAGAAAAAACAGAGUCUCUGGAAUGUAUGAACAAGUACCAGUUAAUGACACUUUCAUUUAUGUACCCUUGCUGAAGACUUUGGAGUUCAUUUUCAAGAACAGGGAAGUUUGCAGUUACAUCCAAUCAUUCAGUGAGAAUGACCUAUACCAUGAUUUUUGUGAUGGAAACUACUACAAAAAACAUCCACUGUAUUCACAGUAUAAAAAUGCCUUGCAAAUUCAAGUUUAUUAUGAUGAUUUUGAAACCGCAAAUCCUUUGGGAUCUAAACAUGGUAUUCAUAAACUUGGAUGUUUGUAUUUCACACUUAGAAACCUCCCACCACAUUUGAAUUCUUCUCUGAUUAAUAUCCAUCUAAUUUAUUUGUUUCACUCUCAAGAUGCCAAGAAGUAUGGAAUUGAUUCAAUAUUAAGUCCGUUAAUUGAAGACAUUAAAGUGUUGGAACGCAGUGGAAUGAAAGUGUCAUUUUCUGAGCAACCUCUUCGAGGUACUAUUUCGCAGAUCACAGGUGACAAUUUGGGGUUAAAUGGUAUUCUUGGAUAUGUUGAAUCUUUCAGUGCUAACUAUUAUUGUAGGAUGUGUCUUACUGAUAAGACCACUGCUCAAACAGUGUUUAGUGCAGAUGAUCCCCAAGUUGUUCUGCGCACCAAAACAUUAAAUCAGCAGCAUUACAGCAUGCUUGCACAGAAUCCUGGUGAAGCUUCUUGCUAUGGAAUUAAGCGGGAUAGUAUUUUUAAUAGUUUGACCUAUUUUAGUGUGACGGAUAACUAUGUUUUUGACAUUAUGCAUGACCUCUUGGAGGGUGUAGCACAGUAUGAAAUCAAGCUGCUGUUGGAAUACUUGAGUGCAAACAUUAUUCCCUCUGAAAACAUUCUUUUAAGAGUCUAUGCAUUCAACUAUGGCUAUAUGGACAAAAAGAACAAGCCAAAUAAGUUGUCACUUCAAGGUAAUAGUGUUGGACUCAAUGCCAGUCAAACAAUGUGCCUUAUUAAAAAUAUUCCUCUGAUUUUUGGGGAUGUUGUUCCAGAAGGCAACAGACACUGGAAUUUGAUGUUACUGUUGUUAGACAUAAUCAAUAUAUUGUUUUCUCCUAGCAUCACAGAGGGGAUGACCGUGUAUUUAAAACACCUUAUAGCAGAACAUCAUCGUUUAUUUACUGAAGUGUACCCUCAAAAUAAUUUGAUCCCAAAACAUCACUUCAUGAUCCAUUACCCCGAAUGUAUUCGUCAAAUUGGUCCUCUGGUGCAUGUUUGGACUAUGAGAUACGAAGCAAAGCACCAUUUUUUCAAAUCCUGUAUAAAAAAUUUUAAGAAUCUGACAAAAUCCCUUGCACUAAAACACCAGAUAGACAUCGCUUAUCAUUGGGAAUCCCUGGCAAUCAAAGGCAUUGACUCUGGCCCUGUCAGGACUGUAAAGUUGAGUGAAAUUGAAAACAGUGAAUUGGUUUUAGACUACUUUAACUCUGAUCUGUCCAUGGAAAUAAGUCAAACUAACUGGGUAAAAUGUUUUGGUACAGAAUAUCGCACUGAUCUUGUAGUUUGCACUGAUGUCGUCAAUGAAAUGCCAGUGUUCAGUAAAAUUGUCACCAUACUGUUGAGAAAUGAAAUUUAUUUUGUUGUGUCAGACAUGGAAACAGUAUUUGUUGAACACCUUCAUGCUUUCCGUGUACUUGAGCAGGAGCAGCACCUCUCUGUAAUCAAACCAGAUGAACUGAGAUAUUUCAAACCAUUUGACCUACAGAUGGCAUAUGGCAGUGACACAUUUUUUUACGUUGUUACAGAAUGUUGUAUUUUGUAAAUGGCAGACCUUUGUAUUGGAAUGACUGACUAGUCAAGUUAUUGAGCAGUUGUUGAGCAGUGAAGCUGGUUAAAGUUGAAUAAAAGUUUUAACUUUA
Molecule: messenger RNA, 4343 nt
Organism: Astyanax mexicanus (Mexican tetra)
Lineage: Eukaryota; Metazoa; Chordata; Actinopteri; Characiformes; Acestrorhamphidae
Exons: 10
Coding region: 269-1834 (521 amino acids)
Source: RefSeq, a predicted model, not a curated record